Molecule: messenger RNA, 742 nt
Organism: Colletotrichum navitas
Lineage: Eukaryota; Fungi; Ascomycota; Sordariomycetes; Glomerellales; Glomerellaceae
Exons: 3
Coding region: 1-657 (218 amino acids)
Source: RefSeq, a predicted model, not a curated record
AUGAAUAUCCUUACUGAUGUUCAUUUCAUGUCUGAGCAGACCGUAUGCGGCAUCAGCAUCGAUUACUAUCGACAAGCCGGCCCACGCGCCGGCGUGUCUUGGUGCGUCCGCGUCCGCGCCGAAAUCCUCUGUGCUAUCGGAGCAAACCAAUGCCUCCCGCCCUACGUUAACCACCUAAACUUCCAAGGGCGCUUUAUGCCUAAUGUGCGCGUCGCCUGCAACAUAAUUCACGGCGACGACUUCGCCAGCGUUAUUGGACCGCAGUUUGAUCGCCUGGUAAAGCACUAUGCUAAACGCUGGGUCGUCGUAAACGGCAUUGUGCUCGAGGAUAGAAGUGUCGCUAACGGAUUUUGGUUCAACCAGGAGCUGGUCGAAAGAUGUUUCAACAGUGUCGGCGCCAUCGAGCGCUGGCUGCGGGAUGAUAUGGGAAAACUGGACUGGUGGGAGAAGGUGGCUCGGGUAUCCGGUCUUGAAACCCUUGGCUUUCCGUCUGACCCGGGCCUGAGUCAAACUCCCUCGACUUCGACACGCCCCGCUGUCGUCUCUCCCAUCAUCGCUGCCGAGACUAUCCCAGGAGGAGAGUCCCCGACCACCGCCGCCGCCACCACCGACUACGAUCCUCACGGAGGGAGCGACAGAUGCACCUCUGGUGGUUGAGGCGGCAGCUGUGGAGCACACUCACGAUGACGAUAGCAACAACGGUGACGGUCGCAGUGGCGUGGAUGGCAGGGAUGGCAGGGAU